Messenger RNA from Drosophila innubila, 994 nucleotides. Its product is annotated as fatty acid hydroxylase domain-containing protein 2. The transcript is spliced from 2 exons. Gene Ontology annotation, molecular function: iron ion binding; C-4 methylsterol oxidase activity. The record is from RefSeq and is a predicted model, not a curated record. NCBI's taxonomy places the organism in Eukaryota, Metazoa, Arthropoda, Insecta, Diptera, Drosophilidae. Gene Ontology annotation, biological process: sterol biosynthetic process. Bases 19 to 903 code for a protein of 294 amino acids.
AUCAGUUAAGAUUGAGCAAUGGUCGCUACCACAAUCCUCUCCAGCUUUGCUCUUCGAUGGCGCUACGCUGGCGAUCUGCUUCAGGCACGUUGGACCUCGCUCCUCGAUGUCAUUGGCGAUGAUCCGAUGAGAUUGUGGGUGCUGGGCACCACAGUGGUUGUCUUUUGUGUAUAUUGGAUGUAUGCAGCCAUAUUUACAAUCAUGGACAUUACGAAUCGUCCGAGAUUUUUGCGCAAAUACAAAAUACAACCGGGUCAGAAUGAGCCUGUGGAUCUAAGUCGACUCUGGCAGGCCAUCAAAGUGGUGUUGUUUAAUUUAACGGUGGUGAAUGCACUCCACACCUGGUUGCUCUUUAAACUCGUGCUCUCCCACUACAAUAGCCAUGAUAUACGAGAGUUGCCCAGCUUUGGACGCGUCAUAAGAGAUUUUGUUGUCUUAAUUGUGCUGGAGGAGAUUAUGUUUUAUUAUGCGCACCGUUUGCUGCACCACAAGUCCAUCUACAAGUACGUGCACAAGAAGCACCACGAAUGGACGGCCCCCAUUGCGGCGAUCACUCUCUAUGCGCAUCCAGUGGAGCAUGUGGUAGCCAAUUUGAUGCCAGUCGGUGUCACAUUGUCUCUGUUGGGAUCACACGUUACAGUCGCCUGGGGCAUGAUCGCAUUGGCCGUUAUUAAUUCGAUGAGCGAUCAUGCGGGCUACAGUUUUCCCUGGUCGGCGGGAUCAGUACGUUUCCAUGACUACCAUCAUGCCAAGUUCAAUUACAAUUAUGGAGUUAUGGGCUGGUUGGAUAAGCUGCAUGGCACCUAUAGAGCACCACUCGAGCAGAAGCCAAAGCAGAAGCCGUCCCAGCAGCAGCAGCGGGUGGCAGCAAAGUUGGCUAAAAUCAAACGCAAGGCUAACUGAAUUCAUUAUGUACAACAUAUCAAUAAUACUCUCCAACGAUUUAUUUAAAUUCAAAUAUAUACUUUUGCAGCCCUGCUUUGAAAUUCAAUGA